ACCAGAGGGGAGCAGACAGACAAACCAGAUCCCUCUUGGAGCCUCCAGUCAUGAGGCUCCUCUGGGGACUGAUCUGGGCAUCCAGUUUUUUUGUUUUGUCUCUUCAGGAGCCCAGGUUGCUCCUGUUCUCUCCUUCUGUGGCAAAGCUAAGAACUCCCCUGUCGGUGGGAAUACAGCUCCUUGACGCACCCCCGGGACAAGUAGUAAAAGGACAUGUCUUCCUGAGAAACCCAAGUAACAAUAAUGUUCCUUGCUCCCCGAAGAAGGACUUCACCCUCAGUUCAGAAAAAGACUUGGUACUCCUCAGCCUUCCGGUCUCCAUCAGGGAUGUAAUGAACUGUAAACUCUCCCAACUGCACAGAAACCCUGAAGUCCAGCUGGUGGCCCAGACUCCAUGGCUGAAGAACUCUCUCUCCAGGAAGACAGAUGUUCAGGGUGUCAACUUGCUCUUCUCUUCUCGCCGGGGGCACCUCUUUCUGCAGACUGACCAGCCCAUUUAUAACCCUGGCCAGCGGGUUAGGUACCGGGUCUUUGCACUCGAUCAAAAGAUGCGCCCAGCCACUGACACUCUCACAGUUAUGGUGGAGAACUCUCAUGGCCUCCUUGUACGGAAGAAGGAGGUUUAUGUUCCCACGUCCAUCUUGCAGGAUGACUUUGUGAUUCCAGACAUCUCAGAACCAGGGACUUGGAAAAUCUCAGCCCGAUUCUCAGAUAGCAUGGAAUCCAACAGCAGCACCCAGUUUGAGGUGAAAAAAUAUGUUCUUCCCAACUUUGAAGUGAAGAUCAUUCCUGAGAAGCCCUAUAUCCUGACUACUCCUGACAACCUUGGGGAAAUCCAGUUAGACAUCCAGGCCAGGUACAUGUAUGGGAAGCCUGUGCAGGGGGUGGCAUAUGUGCGCUUUGCGCUCCUGGAUGAAGAUGGCCAAAAGUCUUUCCUGCGGGGACUGGAGACCCAAAACAAGUUGGUGGAUGGCCAGAACCACAUCUCCCUCUCAAAGGCUGAGGUCCAGGGUGCUCUGCAGAAGCUUGGCAUUAGUAUCGCUGACCUUCUUGGACUGCGCCUCUAUGUUGCAGCAGCCAUCAUUGAGUCUCCAGGGGGGGAGAUGGAAGAAGCAGAACUCACUUCCUGGCGUUUUGUGUCAUCUCCCUUCUCCUUGGAUCUUAGCAACACCAAGCGACAUCUCGUGCCUGGGGCCCCCUUCCUGCUGCAGGCCAUGGUCCGAGAAGUGUCAGGUUCCCCAGCCUCUGACAUUCCUGUCAAAGUUUCUGCCACACUGUCUUCUGGAUCUGUUUCUACACUCAAAGACUUUCAGCAGAACACAGAUGGGACUGGCCAAAUCAGCAUUCCCAUCACGAUCCCCCACGCCACCACAGAUCUGCAGCUCUUGGUGUCUGCAGGCUCCCUCUAUCCAGCCAUAGCCAAGCUCAUGGUACAAGCCCCACCCCCAGGAGGGCCUGGCUUUCUGUCUAUUCAGCGGUUGGAUCUUCACCCCCCUCGUGUUGGAGAUACUUUCAUCCUGAACUUGCAAACUGUGGGCAUCAGUGGUGCUACCUUCUCUCACUACUACUACAUGAUCCUCUCCCGGGGUGAGAUUGUGUUUAUCAGUCGAGAGCCCAGGAGGACCCUGACCUCAGUCUCCAUCUUUGUGGACCAUCACCUGGCACCUUCCUUCUACUUUGUGGCCUUCUACUAUCAUAGAGGACACCCAGUGGCCAACUCUCUACGAGUGGAUGUACAGGCCGGGGCCUGUGAGGGCAAGCUGGAGCUUAACCUGGAUGGUUCUAAGGAGUAUCGCAAUGGGGACAAUGCCAAGCUCCACAUACAGACAGAUUCCUUGGCACUGGUGGCGCUGGGAGCCGUGGAUACGGCUUUGUAUGCUGUGGGUGGCAGGUCCCAUAAACCCCUUGACAUGGGCAAGGUCUUUGAAGUCAUGAACAGCUACAACCUCGGGUGCAGCCCCGGAGGCGGGGACAAUGCUCUUCAGGUGUUCCAGGCAGUGGGGCUAGCCUUUUCUGAUGGGAGCCAAUUGACCCCAAUUAGAGAGAGUCUGAGCUGUCCCAAGGAGAAGAAAACCCGGCAAAAGAGAAAUGUGAACUUCCAAAAAGCAAUUAGUGAGAAGUUGGGCCAGUAUGCUUCCCCAGUUGCUAAGCGCUGCUGCCACGAUGGACUGACACGACUGCCCAUGACACGCACCUGUGAGCAGCGGGCAGCUCGAGUGCGACAGCCAGACUGUCGAGAGCCCUUCCUGUCCUGUUGCCAGUUUGCUGAGAGCCUGAGAAAGACAAUGCGGAACAGGGGCAAAGCGAGCCUGGCUCGAGUCCUGGAGGUCCUGGAAGAGGAGGAACUGAUGGAUGAAGAUGACAUUCUGGUGCGCAGCUUCUUUCCAGAGAACUGGCUCUGGAGAGUGGAGGCAGUGGACCAGUCCCAAACAUUGACACUAUGGCUCCCUGACUCUCUGACCACAUGGGAGAUCCAUGGUGUGAGCCUAUCCAAGAGCAAAGGCCUGUGUGUGGCCAAGCCAGCCCAGCUCCGGGUGUUCCGGGAGUUCCAUCUGCACCUCCGCUUGCCAGUCUCUGUGCGCCGCUUUGAGCAGCUGGAGCUUCGACCCGUCCUCUACAACUACCUGAAUAAAAACCUGACCGUGAGCGUCCAAGUCUCCCCAGUGGAGGGGCUGUGCCUGGCUGGGGGCGGAGGGUUGGCCCAGCAAGUACUUGUGCCUGCGGGUUCGGCCCGGCCUGUUGCUUUCUCUGUGGUGCCCACGGCAGCUGCUGAUAUAUCCCUGAAGGUGGUAGCUCGAGGGUCCCUUGAAUUCCCUACAGGGGACGCAGUGUCCAAGGUUCUGAAGAUUGAGAAGGAAGGGGCUAAAUACUUAGAGGAGAUCACCUAUGAACUCAAUCCCCUGGACUACCGAGGCCGAAGCUUGGAAAUUCCUGGAAGCUCUGAUCCCAAUGUUGUCCCUGAUGGAGAUUUUAGCAGCUUUGUCAGGGUUACAGCCUCAGAUCCAUUGGAGACUUUGGGCUCUGAGGGGGCCUUGUCCCCAGGAGGCCUGACCUCCCUCCUGAGGCUUCCUCAGGGCUGUGCAGAACAAACCAUGACCUUAUUGGCCCCAACUUUGGCUGCUUCCCAUUACCUGGACAAGACAGAACAAUGGAGCAAACUGAAACCUGAGACCAAGGAUCACGCUGUGGAUCUUAUCCAGAAAGGCUACAUGCGGAUCCAGCAGUUUCGGAAGAAAGAUGGUUCCUAUGGGGCCUGGUUGCACCGGGACAGCAGCACCUGGCUUACAGCCUUUGUGCUGAAGGUUCUGAGCUUGGCCCAGGAACAAGUAGGUGGCUCACUUGAGAAGCUUCAGGAGACAGCUCAGUGGCUGCUGUCUCAGCAGCAGGAAGAUGGCUCCUUCCAUGACCCGUGUCCAGUUAUCCACAGGGGCAUGCAGGGGGGCUUGGUAGGAAAUGACGAGACCGUGGCACUCACUGCCUUUGUGGUCAUUGCCCUUCAUCAUGGCCUGGCUGUCUUCCAAGAUGAGAAUGCAAAGCAGUUGAAGCAGAGAGUGGAAGCCUCCAUUUCAAAGGCAAACUCAUUCUUAGGGGAAAAGGCAAGUGCGGGGCUCCUGGGUGCCCAUGCAGCCGCCAUCACGGCCUAUGCCCUGACACUGACCUCAGCCUCCCAGAACCUGCGGGAUGUUGCCCAUAACAACCUCAUGGCCAUGGCCCAAGAGACUGGUGGUGAGGGUCAAAAGGGUCCUGGGAGUAUGCUUGGGGGUGCUGAGGGAGAGCGAGAGAGAGAGAGAGAGAGAGAGACAGACAGACAAGACUUAGAGGGACUGGAGCCUACAAACUGGUCAGACCAGUCCUCAUGUGUGUGCUUCAUGUGUUGUGUGUCUUCUCAUCCCUUGCUGAUCCAGAUCCUUCGUACCUACAAUGUCCUGAACAUGAAGAACACAACCUGCCAAGACCUUCAGCUUGAGGUGACAGUCACAGGCUAUGUGGAGUACACAAGGGAAGCCAAUGAGGACUAUGAAGACUAUGAGUAUGAGGAGUUUCCAGCCGGGGAUGACCCAGCUGCCUACAUUCAGCCUGUGACACCUUUGCAGCUGUUUGAGGGACGGAGGAGCCGCCGCAGGAGGGAGGCCCCCAAGGUGGCAGAGGAGCAGGAAUCCAAAGUGCAGUAUACCGUGUGCAUCUGGCGGAAUGGCAAGGAGGGGCUGUCUGGCAUGGCCAUUGCGGACAUCACUCUCCUGAGUGGAUUCCACGCCCUGCAGGCUGACCUGGAGAAGCUGACUGCCCUGUCUGACCGUUAUGUGAGUCACUUUGAGACGAAUGGGCCCCAUGUCCUACUUUACUUUGACUCGGUCCCUACCUCCCGGGAGUGUGUGGGCUUUGGAGCUGUGCAAGAGGUGGCUGUGGGACUAGUUCAGCCUGCCAGUGCAACUCUGUAUGACUACUACAGCCCAGAGCACAAAUGUUCUGUGUUUUAUGGCGCACCAAGUAAGAGCAAACUCCUGUCCACCUUAUGCUCUGCUGACGUCUGCCAGUGUGCUGAGGGGAAGUGCCCUCGACAGCGCCGUGCCCUGGAGCGAGGGCUGCAGGACCAGGAUGGUUACAGGAUGAAGUUUGCCUGCUAUUAUCCCAGAGUGGACUAUGCCUUCCAGGUUCAGGUGCUUCGAGAAGAUGGCAGAGCUGCUUUCCGCCUCUUUGAGACCAAGAUCAUUCAAGUCCUGCACUUCACUAAGGACACCAAGGCCACUGCUGGUCAGACUCGAAACUUCCUAGUUCGGGCCUCUUGCCGCCUUCACUUGGAGCCUCAGAAAGAAUACUUGAUCAUGGGUCUAGAUGGGGCCACCAAUGACCUCAAGGGAGAUCCCCAGUACCUGCUAGACUCAAACAGCUGGAUUGAGGAGAUGCCCUCUGAACGCCUGUGCCGGACCACGCGCCAGCGGGCAGCCUGCGCCCAGCUCAACGACUUCCUCCAGGAGUACAGCACCCAGGGAUGCCAGGUGUGAGUGCUACUCAGCUCCUGCCCCAGGCGGACCUGAGCCGGGGAGAGGUGGCCCUUGGCAGUGCUACAGAUCUUGGGCCUCUGAAUACAGCCCUAGAGUUGGGGCAAAUAAAGGCCUUUGAUAGCAAA
Messenger RNA from Dipodomys ordii (Ord's kangaroo rat), 5128 nucleotides. It is a transcript of the gene C4a, whose product is annotated as complement component 4A (Rodgers blood group). Gene Ontology annotation, biological process: complement activation; inflammatory response. The coding region runs from base 51 to 5003 and encodes 1650 amino acids. NCBI's taxonomy places the organism in Eukaryota, Metazoa, Chordata, Mammalia, Rodentia, Heteromyidae. The transcript is spliced from 38 exons. Gene Ontology annotation, molecular function: endopeptidase inhibitor activity; protein binding. Gene Ontology annotation, cellular component: extracellular region. The record is from RefSeq and is a predicted model, not a curated record.